AUUGCCCGCUGCAUUCACCAAGCACGGCGGACGGUGGAGGGCGGAGAGCGAGCGAGCGAGCGCGAGAGAGAGAGCGCGCAAGGAGGGGUGCGGCUCUGCGCCUGCCCGGGGAUGGUGAGCUGUGCGCCGGGCUGCUAAGACGGAGAGAGAGCCCCGCUCCAGGCCGGGCUCGGGGUGGAUGUGGGCCCGGGGACGGGAAUGGAGUGCGCCCUGGACGCCCAGAGCCUGAUCAGCCUCUCGCUGCGCAAGAUCCACAGCUCGCGGACGCAGCGCGGCGGCAUCAAGCUGCACAAGAACCUCCUGGUCUCUUAUGUGCUCCGCAACGCCCGGCAGCUCUACCUGAGCGAGCGCUACGCCGAGCUCUACCGCCGCCAGCAGAGCCACCACUACCACCACCCCCAGGAAGGCGGGCUGCUGGCCAUGUCGCCCGUCGGAGGAGCAGGCACGCCCGCUUCGCUGGGCGAGAUCGCGGCGGAUUUCAGCCCUCUCCACUUGCCCGUCGAGGCAGCCGACGAGGCGGACGACGGUCUCCAGCACGGGCAGCUGCGGGGCUGCGCCUUGGCUAGAGGGGGCGGCGAGUCGGCGCUGGAGAUGUCCGGGUGCGCCCAGGACGAGGAACCUUUGGCCGGACUGCCUUCGCUCAUGCCGCCCGCUCAACCCCCGGCAACCCUCUCGGGGCUCUGCAGAGACUCUCCUCUGGCUUUCUACCACCGCGCCGCCACGCCGCCGGCGCCCGGGCUGCUUUACGCAGUGCCGGGGAGCUGCGACUUCUCCAGCGGAAGCAACAGCGCCAGCACAGGCUCUGCUGUGCCGUCGGGGCUGGUCCCGGCUCCGUCCCCCUCCGCCUCUCCGCACUGCUCCAGCCGCACCACUGUUUUGGACUUGGACACGCACGUGGUGACCACGGUGGAGAACGGCUACUUGCACCAGGACUGUUGCUCGCCCUGUCCUUGCGGCGGCGGCAGCAGCCCAGGCGCCGCGGUGAUGGGCGUCCCCCCCAGCCCGGGCUACAAGCGCAAAUACUACCCUGGUCACGAGGCCGUGGAGGAAGGAGAAGAAGCAGGAGGCGGUGGGAGACGAGGAGGAGGGGGGUCCGUCGUGGGGACGGCGACCCCCAUUGGUGGUGUGGGCGGUGGCGGUCCCCCUCCUCCGUCUCACCCCGCCUUCGCUCCCUGCCCCAAGCGCGCCCGCUUCGAGGAUUUCAGCGCGGAGCAGCCCCCGACGGCUCCUUCGCCGUCACCGCCGCCACUUCUGACGGCGCCCCCGACGGCGUCUCCUCCCCAGGACUCGUCCAACAUCUCCAACUUGAUUUCCAUCUUCGGCUCCGGUUUUACCGGGCUGGUAAGCCGGCAGCAGCAACAGCACCCCUACCAAGCCCACCAGCAGCAGCAAACCCACCACCAGCAGACGCCCCAGCAAACGCCGCAGCCGGACCCCGAGCAGCCCUUGAACGGGCAACUGUGUAGCAAGCAGGCGCUGGCCAGCUUGGGGGCUUGGACGCGGGCAAUCGUGGCCUUCUAGCCGGGACAGGGAAAGAUCCGACGGGGCGGGAAGGAAGAAAUGCCUGCUGCUUGGCUCUUUUGGUGGGGGUGGGGAGGUUGGGGAGACCCUGAAACAAAGACUGAAGUUGUGGGGAGGGGGGUGGCUUGGGGCAGUUGACAAGCCAAGCGAAUGUUUGUUUUUUUUCUAAAUUGUACCAUAGAAUUUACUUCGAAGAUUCUUGCGCCUUUAUUUUUCCAGAGAUGAUGAAGAAAUAGUACCUAUUUAAACAAAAAGCCCCAACAACAACAACAAGAGUUCUUUUGUGUCUUCCCCCCCACCCCUGGAUGGUGUUGAGUUGUUUCGUUUUUUUAUUUAACUCUUUCCAGGCUUUAUUGUAUUUCAUUUUUAUUUGCCCCCCAAAAACAUUGGUGGGGAGGGGAGGAAUGCAGGAGGUGAAAAGAUGGAUAAGGAGAAUAAGCUGUGUGUGAGAGAAAAGAGUUUACACCCGAGGUUAUAGUGCUUUAGGGAAAAGGUAGUUCUGGCCAUUGAAUUGUGACUCUCCAAAAUUAGGGGAGAACUUAAAUACCUGAAGCAACUCCUAUCUCCCUCCCACAAGAAGUGUUGUAGAACUUGACACAUUACCUUUUUCAACUGAGCCCAGAAUAGUCUGCAGAACUAUGGGCUGAAUGGGGGGGCUUUUAUGCAUUAUUAUUAUUUUUACUAUUACUAUUACUAUUAUUUAAAAAACAUUUAAACCAGAAAACUGGCUGUGUUUCUUUAGCAAUCUAAACUUUCCAAAAUGCAUUUUAAAAGGGGUGGGUUUCUAUAGCUUUUCUUCUUCCUGUCCCCCAAAACAGACACAUUUCUAUGGGGCUGGGAUGUUUCCCUGCGUAGUCGCUUGACUUCUUAUAAGGGGAAGGUGGGGUGGUCCUUCCUAAUUCCUGCUAGGGGUUCAUAGGAGUUUUGGGAUAGUGGAACAGACGGGGGUGGGGGGUGGACUCUCCUUCCUUGACCAUCUGUCAAGGAUGCUUUCGCUAUGAUUUCUGCAUUGCAGGAGGUUGGAGUAGAUGACCCUUGGGGUCCCUCCCAACUUUACAGUUCUAUGAAACCCCCCCCCCCUAAAUAAUAAUAAAAACUUGCUAACAUAAAAAAACAUAGUUGAAAACAUCAACAGAGUGUACAACUUUUCCUAGUUGAAAUCUGGAUGAUGUGAUUAAGUAUAUGUAGCCUAAUUUCAUGUGAGGGUCUCUUUCCCCUUUUGUAUUAUUUGCCAUUCCUUGAAGUAUAUAGUUCUGUCCAACACUGCUCUUUUUAAAAAAAAAGUUUGGGGGAGGAAAGGUGGGGAGUGAUGAGAUCUCAACUACUUUACCCAUCAUGCAUAGCGCUCUCACAGGUCCUGCCUCCCUCCCUUCCCCCCAAAUGUGUGUGUGUGUGAAUGCCACAAGUAAAUGUGUUAACACUAUUUUCAUGUCUUUAAAUGUGGUGGGUGGUUUGUUUUUCCCCCUUCUCAAAAUAUUUUGAACUCUCCUGAUGCAACCAGCAAUUGUUUGGUCCUAUGUGCAAAACAAGGUCUGUGUUUCUGUAACCCUAUUCUUUUUUUCUUUCAAAUAAACUUUGUGUUCUUUUUAUUAAAGGGAGAAAAUAAAGAACCUUUUGUUGUAAAAAGGUGGAUUUUUCUGCUUUUGCCAUCCAGCUUUCACAUUAAAGCACUGUGUGUAUUAAAGGACGCGUCCCUAAGCAUUAUUUUUCCCCUCUUUGUAUUUCUGUAUAUUUUUGUGUGUGUGCAUACUGAAUUGUAUAUCACCGGGUAAAACUGUUCAGAUUUGUUUAAAUUUAUAAUCUUAAUAAAAAGUCCAAUUAU
This is a messenger RNA of Podarcis lilfordi (Lilford's wall lizard), 3343 nucleotides long. The record is from the annotation of a GenBank genome assembly. NCBI's taxonomy places the organism in Eukaryota, Metazoa, Chordata, Lepidosauria, Squamata, Lacertidae.